This is a messenger RNA of Schistosoma turkestanicum, 6612 nucleotides long. Lineage: Eukaryota; Metazoa; Platyhelminthes; Trematoda; Strigeidida; Schistosomatidae. The record is from the annotation of a GenBank genome assembly.
AUGUCUGCGAUUUCUAUGCUAGAAACCCUGAAACUGCGAUAUUCGCGUUCAAAAAUUUAUACGUAUAUUGGAAAUAUAGUUGUUUCUGUAAAUCCAUAUAAAGAUUUAUUAAUCGACGGACCGGAAGUAAUGGCGAAGUAUUUUAACCGGAUGCUCACAAGUGUUCCAGCGCAUUUAUAUGGACUUGCAGAAACGUUAUAUCAGACUGCCCUAAGGAACGAUUGUGAUCAAAUUGUUGUCAUAAGUGGUGAAUCUGGCUCAGGAAAAACGGAGGCGUUUAAAAGAAUCACGCAAUAUCUUGCAUGUACAAGUGAACAAGGGAAAAACGGUCUGAGCUCAGUGGCUAGACGGGUUUUGGAAAGUACUCCGGUUCUCGAAAGUUUUGGAAACGCAACAACUCUGAGAAAUGAUAAUUCUUCACGAUUUGGCAAGCUGGUGGAAAUUUUCUUUGCAAAGUCAGUAAUUAUUGGAGCGAAAAUCACCAACUUCUUACUUGAGAAAUCUAGAAUAGUGCGACAAUCUGAAAAAGAACGUAACUAUCAUGUAUUCUAUGAACUACUAAGUUCACUAGAUAAUGAGAGUAAGGCAAAGCAUCAUCUUAAAAAUGUUGAAGAUUAUCAAUAUUUGAUGAAAGAUUCAAGACGUACAUUUAGUACACAUUCUGAUCGAGAUGGUUUAUCAAUGUUACUUGAAAGUUGGCAAACAUUAGGACUUUCACAAGAUGAAAUGGAUUUAUGUCUUCGUGUAGUAUCUGCUGUAUUACAUCUUGGGAAUAUCACUUUUAAAAGUGAUCACGAUAAGGAUAAUACAUUUAUUACAAAUCCAUUUGUUGCUGAAAUUGCAGCUUCAGAGCUUGGUGUAGAUGUGACUGAAUUAACUAAAGUGAUAACAAUGAAAUUAACAGAAACAUCAAUUGACAAACUAUGGAGUCCGGUUAAUGUUGCUGGUGCAAUUGUAAAUCGUGAUUCUAUUGCGAAAAGUUUGUAUGCAGAAUUUUUCGAUAGAUUAGUAGAGAAAAUUAAUCUAAAAAAUGCACCACCAGAUUAUAUAGAUUCAAAUACAAAAUCAUCACUACGUGCAAUUGCUUUACUGGAUAUUUAUGGUUUUGAAAAUCUUCCAACUAAUUCACUUGAACAAUUUUGUAUCAAUUAUACAAAUGAAAAUUUACAACAAUUUUUCAAUCAUUACAUAUUUGAAUUGGAACAAGAAGAAUAUCGAGCAGAAAAUAUCAGUUGGCAAUAUGUUCAAUUCCCGGAUAAUCAACCAAUUAUUGAUUUGAUAGCUGGUAAACCAAAUGGUAUAAUGCAUUUAUGCAAUGAUGAAGCCAGUUUAGCUACAGGGACAGAUAAAUCAUUUCUACGUCAGUGUCAGCAUCACCAUAAUAAACAUCCAAAUUUUAAAACAAAUAAAAUACAAGGAAAUACUUCAUUUACUAUCGUACAUUUUGCUGGUGAAAUUGUUUAUGAUGUGAACGGAUUUGUUGAUAAAAAUCGUGAAAAAAUUCGCGGUGAACUACUUGAUUUAUUAACUAAAAGUAAAAAUUCUGCAGUAGCAACAAUGUUUCGUAAUGUUCAAGCACAACGUACUGGUUUUAGUAGUACUGGUCCAAAGUUGAAAACCUCUUUAGUUUUAACAACAAUGAAUAAUUCAUUACAACAAUUAAUGGAGAAAAUGCGAAUGAAUAAACCAAGUUUUGUACGUUGUAUCAAACCAAAUAUGAGAAAAGAGCCAAUGGUAUUUGAUGAUGCAGUUGUUAUGGAUCAAUUACGUUAUGGUGGUUUAUUAGAAACUGUUCGAAUUCGUAAAUCUGGUUUCCCUGUUCGUCUCAGUUAUGAAUAUUUUAUCGAGCGUUAUUCAUUUUUACUUAAUUAUGAAAAACGAAAACAAUUGAAGAAUAUUGUUGAUACUCGUGAAUCAACGGCUUGGAUAUUAAUGAAUAUCAGUAUUCCUUUUGGUGAUCGAACUCCUAUACAAAAAUGUGUUGAUUAUGAAUUUGGUAAAACUAAACUAUUUCUACGCAAUCAAUUAGCUAUGAAUUUGGAAUCUCUUCGUACAAUUAAAGAGUUAUGUGCUGCUAGAACUAUACAACGAGCAUGGAGACGACGUGAUAAUGGAUUGAUUGAAAGAGCACGUCGUAAUGCAGCUAGAAUUAUUCAAGCAUGGUAUAGAGGAUAUACAACAAGGCGUAAUCAUGCUGAUAUUGUUCAAUAUUUAGUAAAGAGAAGAAAGGAGCAACCAACUGGUGCACUGAAAGAAGAUUAUUCAAAAACUGAAAAACCUGUUAAGGCCUUAAGUGAAUCAGAAAUAGAAUGCUUAGAAGUUCCUAGUGAUUUGGCUUAUAUCUUACAACAUCGUAAAAUAUCUCAAGAAUGUUGGCUUCGUAAUCAUAAAGUAAUAAAACCUGCAGGCAGUAUACGUCGUUACGCACCAACUUAUGUUUCAACUAGUUGGCAAAAAUAUGGUAGACCAUUAUGGCAUGCAGCACCUAUUUCACACUUGCUACAAGUGUCUACUUCAGCGUCACAACUUGGUUAUCGUGUGGCACCACGUGAACGACCGAUAUUCUUGACCCGACCAACUGAGAAAUUGUCUGCAGCUUGUGUAGCUGCUUCAAAACUUAUCCUAAGGCUACUAUUUUUACCUGCAAUUUCAUUGUAUGAACAAUUUCUAGUUGGAAGUUUUUUAUAUCAACUGGCUCUUUGUCAGAAAUCUCUUCAUAAGGAAUAUCUAAUUCAAUUAUUAAGUAUGACAAUAAAUUGGCCUCAAUCAACCGAAGAUUUCUCGAAUUCAGACCCAGAAGAUGAACCAAGGGAGUUUGAUCCAGAUUCGAAACGAGCUACAUAUAUUCCAUCAAAACCUAAUAGUCUAAUGAUUGUUAAAUCACAAAAUGAACAAUCUAGUAUGCAACGUCGAGCUUAUAGACGUCUUUGGAUGCAUAUUGCAGGAAUGCUUACAUGCGGUCAAUUGUCACAAACACUUACACCUACUAUAGUCCGUUUUAUUAGAGAAAAUGCACCUGCCAGAUCAGCUGAAUUGUGCGAAGAUCGUAUUGUACUAGAACCCUCUGUUCGUCGUCUAUAUCCACCUUCUCUGUUAGAAUGGCGGAUAAACUAUACUGGAACUCAUAUGGGCAUUAAACUUACGUUCCCAGAUGGUAUAUUUUCAUUUUUUCAUGUUGGCAGUUUCACACGUGCUGAAACAUUAGCGGGUAUGGCUUUAGCAUUAAGAACAUAUUCAACGCAUAUUCUUCAUGGUUGGACAAUAUCUGUACAUAAUUCAUCAAAAAUAUUAGAUGUACCAGGAUAUUUUUAUGUAUUGGAUAUAUUUAGUCAACAAGAACUUCCGGAAGAAUGGUCACACUUGAAUAAUAUACUUCUUCAUCAAGUAAUACCAUGUUAUGAUCUCAAGCCAAAAACAAUAAAACAUAAUAAUAAUAAUAAUAAUAAUAAUAUUAAUAAUUCUCAUUAUGUCAGGAAUGAAGUGACAGGAAUUAUUGACAAUGCACUACCUCCUAUGGUGAAUAAACAUAAAAGUUAUAGUCAUCAAAAAUUGGCCAAUUCAAUACAUGGGAUAGAAAACACGAUGAAUUCAUACAGUCGAUAUUCAAAAACGGCAAAUAUAAAUUCUUUAAAUCACCAUCGUCGUCCUAAUUCUCAAGCUGACUGGUUUAGAGCAGUACGGUUAAUGGCUUCAAAACGAUUCAGCGAAAGUAACAGAUCACUUACUUCAAUAAGAAGGAAAAAUAUUACAAAUCCCAAAAUAUGUAAUAAGUUACAUUCAAAUAAUGUUGGUUUCCCACGAUCCAAAUCUCCAGGUGAUAUUCUUCAAGAUAGUCGACUUACAAGAGCAUCCCCAACUGGUUUUGAAAGUUAUACUGGUCGAAGAAGUACAAGUGCACUGCCACAUGAUUUGCGUUAUUACAUUUACGAUCUUGCACCUGGGACUGUACAACUUAGAAAAGAAUUUAUUACUCCCCGUGAACGUAUAAGAACACAUUUGAUAUUGAAUUUAAUUUUUCAUCAAAUCAUUGCUGAUAUUCGUGAUGAAAAAAAUUUACGUCUAAAUAUGGAUGAUCGUAAUGAAUUGUUAUCAGUAAUCGGUAAAUAUAGAAAUUUUGAUUCCAUUGAAUCGAUCCAGGAAAUUCCAAUGGAAAUAAAAAAGAAAACUGUAUCAACAUCGUUGAAUUUACCUAUUUAUUUUGGACGAUUUUAUCCAGUUCAAUCACCAGAUGUGAAGGCUUCUCCAGAUCUCAGUCAGUGGUUAGUAGUGAGUCAUCAUGGUAUCAGAUUGGCUUUACAACCGAUAGACUGUACUGAGAUCAACAUAGAAAUCGUCUCAAAGCUUGGUGACAUAAACAAUGUGACUUCAUCUCGCACAUCUAACAGACCACGAUGGCGUUGUGGAGAUUCAUCAUCAAUUGAAGACUUUCAAAGUACUAAUCAUGGAAAACCUUUAGAUUAUCUUAAACCUCCUUUAAGUCGAUCAGUCAGUACAGUAACCUACAAUCUUCUAACUAUAAAUCAUGCCCACGGAAUAAGUCGGUUCUACACAGAAAUGGCAGAAAAGAUUUGUGAACUCAUUGAAUUAUUCUUAAGAGAAUAUAAAGAAGAGAUGAAACGUCUUCGAGAGGCAAAACACUCAGCUUUCAGAAGUCAUUUCAAUCCAUCAAGUCCUGACAUUGCAAGUACUCCAGAAGUUACAUAUCGACUUGUGUGCAGUCCUGCUUUACUUUCAGACGAUUUAUCCGCCCCAUCAAUAAAUUCAGAACAGGAAGUUAUACCAAGAAAUACUACAAAUAUUAACACUAAACCUCCAGUUAUUCCAAGAAGACGUAAUCGUAAUCUUAAUAAAUGUGACAAUUAUUCAAAUAACAGCUCACUAGUUGAUAGUUCUGAUUCAUUGUCAUCUGAUUCGGAAUUACAAUCAACGAAUCCAAUCAAUCGAUCAACAACGCCAACUAUAGUCAAACGUACACGAUCAUCAAGUGAACAUAAUAUAGCUGAUGGUGUAAAUAAUUUAAGAUCUGGUGAUAAUACACCUAUUGGUUGGAAUCCACCAUAUAGACGGAAUUUAUUUGGUGAUUCAUUAGGACAACAGUUUAAUGAGCAUCCUCUUCUACCAUUUGCACGUCAAAACUUUUUAAAUACAAAUAACUUAAUUCAACAACUUAGUUGGCAAUCUGAACCUCCUGAGUCUGGAUCACUGUUAAAACAUCCAAAUAGUGUGGAUACAGAAGUUUCGACAAAUUUAUUCACACUUAUUCAAUAUUUUGCCAAAGAAGUACCAUCAAAACAUCCACAGAGUGCAAUUGUUAAAAUAUUAAUUGAAAUGCUGAAUGAACGACCAUGGCUUUCUGAUGAAUUUUACUGUCAACUUGCUAAGCAAACAUAUUCAGAUAAUAAUAAUAAUAACAGUAAUCACGAUAAUCAUGAUCUUGUAUGGUUAUUAUGGAAAUUAACAACAAUUUUUGUACCAACAUCCGAUACACUUAGGCCAUAUUUAGUUAAAUAUAUUGGAUUUCGACAAGAUAUUCAAAAUCAAAAAUUACAAGCUUGCUUAGAUACAAUUAUUCAGAAUAUGGAAAUUGUUUCCCGUUUUGGUCCAAGAAAACUCCUACCACCUGAUAAUGUUUUAGAAUCCUUUAUAGACGGUCAUAUGAUUCAUAGACAAGUAAUUCAUUUUACUAAUAAUAAAAGUACCAGUAUACCACUUGGACAAUUAUGUCUUAUUCAAGAUGUCAUUCAUAAUGUAAUCAACAAACUCAGUGCAAGUUUUCUUACUUCACCGACUGAUUUUGCAUUAUUUCUAUGCAAUAAAAAUGGAUCAAUUAACACUUGUAAUGAUGAUCCACUGAUUCCUUUACCAUUGGAUGCAUACAUAUUCGAUGCCCCAAUAUAUCAUGAUAAUUUGAUAAUUCAUUUUCGAAGAAUAUGUUGGACUGUUCCAUUGGAAUUGCAAAAACUUCCUCGUGCCUAUUUAGAUUUUUUAUUUGAUCAAGUCGUUGAAGAGUACCUUUCAGGACACUGGUUACCAGAUAAGCUUACUUAUGAUCCAAACGAACUAUAUAAUAAAUGCCUUCAUCUUUCUUGUAUGUUGCACCAGAGUCAUGAAUCUUCUGUUUCUAUUAGCAGUACAAUAGCUGCUUCACUCAAACCAAAGAAUCUGCAAAUUUCAAUAGAAAAGUGGUCAGCAGAAUUAAAUGCAUUACUCAAGUCGACACAAACCAAAGAUUCUGAAGAUAGUCAGAAAAUCUUUUUGUCUUCAAUCAGAAGUUGGCCACUUUUUGGAUCAUCAUGUUUUCUUGGUCUAAUUGAAAAUGGUCCAUCUGGAAUCCCAACUAAUUGUGAAGUAUUAAUUGCUCUAUCUCAUUCAGGUAUUCAUUUAUUAGAUUCUUCAACUCAUCAAUGUUAUCAAAUGUUUGCUUAUGAAGAUAUCGCAAGUACAAGAGUUACUUAUAAAGAUAGUAGUGAUUUUAACUGCAUUGGUUCUGUACGUCUUACAGCUAGUAAUGGUGAACAGUUAAUCUUGUCUUUAAUUCAAGCUAGAAUGUUUGUGUUCAUUUUAAGUAGAUAUCAGUAUAUACUGUCAGCAAAUCUGUUAGCUUCUGCUUGA